UCCUUCUCUGCCCCCCGGCGGCUGAUCUGGUUUCGUAGAACAAAAUCCGUGUGCUUUGCACUAGUUCACACUCAACGCUGUGCUGGUUGAGAGCUUAGUUCUCGUAGCUUCGUGUUCCCAGAUGGAGGAUUCGGUGGGCGAGGAGGAGAGGAGGGAGCAGGGGGAGACCGCGGCGCAGGCGAAAGCGCAUCAGGAAGAAGUAGCGGCGGCUGGCGGCGGCGGCGAGCCGGCUCAGGAUGGCGGGUUCCUGAGCGCCAUGGCAUCCAAGAUCGGCGCGACGAUGUCCGAGACGAACGGGAGCGGCGGCGAGGCCAAUGCGGCCGCGGCGUCUGAUGGCGAGGCGUUGAAGAGAGACGGCGACGGCGACCCAGGUGAGGAGGGCGGGUUCCUGAGCGCAAUGGCGUCCAAGAUUGGCGCGGCGAUGUCCGGUGCUAAUGGCGGGAGCGAAAGCGACGGCGGUGGAACUGCGGCCGUGGCGUCUGAUGACGAGGGCAAGCAGAAGGACGAAGGAAACGGCGGUAGCGGAAUCUUCCAUAAGCUCCUGUCCAGUUCGCCCGCUGCUUCGUCGCCGGCGUCAGGAGCAUUGGAAGCAGAGGAAGCGAAAGAGGAAGGGAAAGAUCAGGGCGUGUCAGACGAGCAAACCGGGAUUCUGAACGCGAUGGCCUCCAAGAUUGUCAUGGCCAUGUCUGCCGCCAAUGGCAACGGGAACCACGGCACCGAGGACGCCACCAAGACGAGCAAUGGCCACGCUGUUGAUGUCAGUAGCGGCGAGGAGAAGGGCGGCGACGCGAAUGGUGGUGGAAUCCUGAACACAAUGGCUUCUAAGAUUGGCAUGGCCAUGUCUGGCGCAAAUGGUGACGAGGACCAUGGCGGCAGUGGGGUCAACGCCAAGACGAGCAAUGGCAACUCCGUUGAUGUCAGUAAGGAUGAGAAGACGGACGAGAUGAAUGGUGGUGGGAUUCUGAGCGCUGUCGCUUCCAAGAUCGGCAUGGCCAAUGGCAGUGGGAACCACAGCACCGAGGACGAUGCCAGAAAGAGCAAUGGCGAUGCUGUUAAUGGCAGCAAAGGCGAGGAGGAGAAGGAGAAGGGGCAUGAUGCGAAUGAUGCUGGAAUCGUUGAGCAGAUCAUCUCCAACCUCCCCUCAGAUGAUCAGGCUCUAGAUUCUGAUGAGGCUUCCCUGCUUAUAGCCAUUAUUGAAGACUAGCUCCAUAGGCACUUGGUCGUUCUCGAGCAACAGUGGAAUAUAUUUGGUUGUUCUGAGUUACUUAGAUUCCCCCUCAAAAAAUAGAUCGCUCUUAAUAUGAAGGCAUGUAAGUUCUUGAUGUGGAUGCAUGUAAGCACUUGGGGUAGGUUUCUUGUAGACACUAGAGAUGUUGUAAGACUGUAACUGUAAUCACAAUGUCUGUUGGACAGGAGUGAAAGCGAUGCUUGCAAUUCAGACAUCAGGCUUGUGAAGUUCAAGAUCAAA
Panicum hallii is the source of this 1468-nucleotide messenger RNA. RefSeq lists its product as uncharacterized. The transcript is spliced from 3 exons. The record is from RefSeq and is a predicted model, not a curated record. Bases 122 to 1204 code for a protein of 360 amino acids. NCBI's taxonomy places the organism in Eukaryota, Viridiplantae, Streptophyta, Magnoliopsida, Poales, Poaceae.